ACUUUGUCCCAGGUUGAAGUAAAAAAAGGUAGAAGGAGGGAAGGACAAGAGAGAGAAAGGACGAAACCAACUACCAAGUUGACUGGCUAAUAAUAUCCAAUCAUGUUCAUGGAGAGUUGGAGACACGCCUUUCUUGCAGGCUAUUGUUGGUUGAGGCUUCAGGAGGGAUGAGCUCCUAAUAAAUCACCCACUGCUAUUCCUUUUUAUAUCUUUUUCUUUUUUAAUUCCAUCUUCAUUUUUCUAUUUAUUUUUUAAAAAUAUUUCCCAUUUGAUAUUAAUCUUCAUUUCAUUCAUUACAUCAAUCUUUGAUCAGCUUCCUUUAAAACCCAGAAGGAGAUUUUCCAUCUGGGUUUUGAAGAUUUUGAUUAUCCGGAAGGAAAAAAAAAUUUGAUUUGAGGGGAAAUUGAAAAUUUUUGUUUCUUUUGAAGGGAAGAUUGAAUGGGUUUGAGAGGCAUUGAUUCUGUGGAGGGGACAAUGGGUGGGACGAAAUAGGAUUUUGUUCGUUAAGGUUUUAACGUUCCUGUCUGUCUUUUGUUGGUUUUCUCGAAGUUGUCGAAAUGUUUGACUAAUCUGCAGACAAUAACGUCCUAAUAAUAUAUUUUUGCAUUUGUUCUUCGAUCAGUGACUCAGUAGGAACCAAAUAGUGGGAUUCUGACCGUUACAACCAAUUUGCCUUUUGAGAAACUGUUGUUGGGAGGGUGGUUGUGUCCCGUUUGGUGCAGGGGACGACCUUCUACUUCUAUGUAUUGACAAGAUAGCUUCUUUUUCAUGUUCUGUCGAUAUUUUGUGUGUUGUUUAUUUGGAUGGAUUAAGGAUCUAAUGUCCUACGUUUGAGGAAAAUAAGGAUUGACUAUGUACUACUAGUCAUUGUAUAUCCCCCAGUUGUUGGGUUUGCGAUAUUUUGAGGGACAUGAAAUUUCUAAGCGUUAUGGGAAAUUCAUUUGGAUGUUCAGCAUCCGGGGAGCGGUUAGUUUCAGCAGCAAGAGAUGGCGAUGUUCAGGAAGCCAAGGCCUUGCUAGAAUGUAACCCUCGCCUGGCAAGGUACUCCACUUUCGGUGUACGCAAUUCCCCUCUCCAUUAUUCUGCAGCUCAGGGCCACCAUGAGAUAGUCUCUCUAUUGCUUGAGUCUGGAGUUGAUAUCAAUCUGAGGAAUUAUCGCGGUCAGACUGCUUUGAUGCAAGCUUGCCAACAUGGUCACUGGGAGGUUGUUCAGACUUUGAUUCUUUCUAAGGCCACAAUUCACAGAGCAGAUUAUCUGAAUGGCGGUACUGCACUCCACCUUGCCGCUUUGAAUGGUCAUUCUCGAUGCAUCCGACUCCUCCUGGCUGAUUACAUUCCCAGCACUGCAGAUUUUUGGACUACGUUAAGGAAUGCUGAUAGCAAUGAAGAAUCAAUCACAGAGUUUAAUCAUGAGGUUUUGUUCCAGAUAAUUAAUAGGCCCGCUGAUGGAGGAAUCACUGCACUGCAUAUGGCAGCACUGAACGGUCACGUUGAAAGCAUACAACUACUUUUGGAUUUAGGGGCUUCUGUUUCUAAGGUGACUGUGCAAGACGGCGCUACAAUUGAUCUAAUAGGUGCUGGAAGCACAGCCCUGCAUUAUGCUGCAUGCGGAGGAAAUGCGCAAUGUUGUCAAAUUUUGAUUUCCAGGGGAUCCAGUCUGAAUGCUGAAAAUGCCAAUGGAUGGACUCCCUUGAUGGUAGCUCGGUCAUGGCAUAGAGACUGGCUUGAGGAAAACCUUACCUCCGAGCAAGAAGGCCAGUCGCAGAUUAUUCCUUCACCAUACCUAUCUCUUCCCCUUAUGAGCAUUAUGAAGAUUGCUAGAGAAUGUGGAUGGAGGAACAAUGAUUCUUUAUCUACGUGCCAAGAUCCAUGUGUUGUCUGUUUGGAACAACAGUGCACAGUGGCCGCAGAAGGUUGCGAUCAUGAGUUCUGCACAAGGUGUGCCUUGUACCUUUGUUCCACAAACUGCACUUCAACUGUGUCCAAUGGCCCCCCGGGCUCAAUUGCAUGUCCUCUCUGCCGAAAUGGCAUAGUUUCAUUUGUCAAGCUUCGAGGAGCAAGAUCAAUGGCUAAGGAGAAUGCAAGAACAAGUAUAUCACUAUCAUUUUGCACAUGUUCUUCUGAGGGAUCAGAUUCCUCCUCAUUAACAACCCCAUUAUACAAGCCUGAGUUUCGUUGCUCCGGAAAAUCCCCUCUCGGGUCUUUCCGGUCCCUCAGCUGCCAGAAGUUCCCAUCAAUCAAGAUCAACUACAACCUUUGCAUGGGAGCUCCAAAUAUUAAUCCUUGUUUGGUUCCAAUCUCUAGUAGUCGAAAGUUGCGGAACCGUUUGGCCAGAUGUUCCAGAACAGGCUUUAGGCGAUCGGCUUCUCAACCCGAUGGCAGAAGGUCGUGGUUCUCUUCAUUCAAUUAAAAUGUAACAACAGGCUGUGGAUGUUGAAUGUAUUUUGGUCCUUUAUUUUUCUUGUAUUCUCAGUUCUUUCGAACGUAAUUUUUCCCCUUAUUUUUGUCCAUAAUGUGACCCUUAAAUCA
Messenger RNA from Pyrus x bretschneideri (Chinese white pear), 2529 nucleotides. Its product is annotated as E3 ubiquitin-protein ligase XBAT32. Gene Ontology annotation, cellular component: nucleus; cytoplasm. Lineage: Eukaryota; Viridiplantae; Streptophyta; Magnoliopsida; Rosales; Rosaceae. The record is from RefSeq and is a predicted model, not a curated record. Gene Ontology annotation, molecular function: protein binding. The coding region runs from base 911 to 2410 and encodes 499 amino acids. The transcript has 10 exons.